AUGUCUCAGCCAAACGCCAGCCAGACGAUCCAGGUUGAUACAAGCGACGAUGACACCAUCUGCGAUGAAGAAUCAGUGCUCGAAUCAAGCCAGUCCUUCGCGAGUUCUGUCCGGGACUAUCUGUACGAGAACGGUCGCAGAUACCAUGCGUACCGACAGGGGAAGUACCCCUUGCCCAACGACGAACGCGAGCAGGAUCGCUUGGACCUGGUCCAUUAUCUGUGGAAGGAACUCGUAAACGGCGAUCUCUACCGAGCUCCCAUCUCUCCCUCCAACACGCACCGGAUCCUGGACUUCGGGACCGGCACCGGCAACUGGGCGUUCGAAAUGGCUGAGGCGUUCCCUCACGCAGAGAUUGUAGGAACUGACCUGAGUCCAAUCCAGCCAGUCUGGUGCCCGCCAAACUGUAGGUUCUUCAUCGAUGACGUCGAGAGCGAGUGGACCUACCUGCCCCAUGAGGCCUUUGACUACAUCCACGGCCGCGUGAUGGCGGGCAGCAUCAGCGACUGGGACCGGCUGUUGUCCCAGAUCUAUGACCAUUUAAAACCUGGUGGUUGGGUCGAGCUGCAGGAGUAUGAAUGCAGCGUAUGGUCCGAUGAUGGCACUCACCAGCGCGUGGAGGCCUUCCACGAGUGGGCCCGAAAGGUGAACGAUGCCAGUAUUCAGUUUGGAAAACCGGUCAAUGUCGCCGAUGUCCUCCCACAGAAAAUCAGAGAUGCGGGGUUCGUCGAUGUCACUGACGACGUCUACAAGUGUCCCAUCGGCUCCUGGCCCAAAGAUCCCCGACUCAAACAAAUCGGUCGGAUUCACUUGUACAGCGUCCUCGAGGCCAUCGAGCCCUACACUCUCGCCUUCUUCACCCGCGUUCUCGGAUACACGUAUGAAGAAGCACAGGCAGACAUGGGCAAAGUUCGGAAAGAUAUCCUCGAUUCAUCUAAUCAUCUGUAUUCGAGGUUUCAUUUCAUUUACGCCAGGAAGACGUUACAUGAGACGUGA
Molecule: messenger RNA, 996 nt
Organism: Rasamsonia emersonii CBS 393.64
Lineage: Eukaryota; Fungi; Ascomycota; Eurotiomycetes; Eurotiales; Trichocomaceae
Exons: 3
Coding region: 1-996 (331 amino acids)
Molecular function (GO): methyltransferase activity
Source: RefSeq, a predicted model, not a curated record